Messenger RNA from Salvelinus sp. IW2-2015, 1297 nucleotides. Lineage: Eukaryota; Metazoa; Chordata; Actinopteri; Salmoniformes; Salmonidae. The record is from RefSeq and is a predicted model, not a curated record.
GAGAAUCCCAAAAAUGACAUCCAGAUUGCAGGGGAGCAGAGCAGAGAGUGAGUGAGAGAGAGACUGGGAGAGAGAAAGAAAGAACUCAACAACCCGUUCAYUUUCAGGGAGAAAACAGAGAAUAUCAGCCAGUGCAUGUUUUAUUUUACAGCUUCAUACUUGGCAUCUUGUGGAAAAUUCCGACUUUAGAAAUGUAGUUGGACACAAAGAAAACCUGAGAAGAAUACAUCAAUGUGUUUUUGAAAACAAAAGCGUUAGCAUAAACGUUUCCUGUUUCUUGACAUCGUAGUAGAACGGAGAACCCCUUGGUUUGAACCCUGCGCUCAUCUCCAGUUUUGGGAAGAACACUGUCUGCUGCAAUCCAACCGUCAAGAUGUGUGACCUGAUGCCAGUUUCGAAACCUGCAGAAAAAAUCGGCAAAAUGAAAAAGUUGCGAAGAACUUUGUCAGAGAGCUUCAGUCGCAUAGCUUUCAAGAAAGAGGACAGUGGCUUUGAUGAGAUAUGUGUCACAAAGAUGUCAACACGCAGCGGCCAGGGAAAGGACUCGGUCAUCACGCCCCUGGACACCAUCCCUGAGGACAGGAAGGUAAGGGUUCAGCGGACACAGAGUGGUUUCGACGCCUUCGAGAAACCCGCCAGCCAGGUGAAGAGGGUGCACUCAGAGAACAAUGCCUGUAUCUCCUCCAAGGCCUCCUCUACUGGGAAAGAGUCGCCCAAACUGCGCCGACACUCCAGCCCCAGCUCUCCCACAAGCCCCAAGUUCGGAAAGGCUGAUUCCUAUGAGAAGCUUGAGAAACUGGGAGAAGGCUCGUACGCUACAGUAUACAAAGGGAAAAGCAAGGUGAACGGCAAGCUGGUAGCCCUGAAAGUGAUUCGUCUGCAGGAGGAGGAGGGGACACCGUUCACCGCCAUCAGAGAAGCGUCUCUUCUGAAAGGUCUGAAGCACUCCAACAUCGUGCUGCUCCAUGACAUCAUCCACACCAAGGAAACCCUGACGCUGGUCUUUGAGUAUGUGCACACAGACCUGUGCCAGUACAUGGACAGGCACCCAGGAGGACUGCCAGACAAUGUGAAGUUGUUCCUGUACCAGUUGCUGAGAGGUCUGUCCUACAUCCACCAGAGGUAUAUCCUGCACCGUGACCUCAAGCCUCAGAACCUGCUCAUCUCUGACACUGGAGAACUCAAACUGGCCGACUUCGGUAGGGGUGUAGGAUGCAUCUUCAUUGAGAUGAUCCAAGGAGUGGCAGCUUUCCCUGGGAUGAAGGAUAUCCAGGAUCAGCUGGAGAGGAUAUUCCUG